AUGUUUCACGAACGUGAUCUUCAUAUUUCUCUCGAGAAAUCGAAUUCUCGCGAUAUUUCAAUCCAGGGGUUUGGGUUUUUGGUGUUUGGAUUGAUGGAAAAUAGAGUAGGAAAGUCUCAUGGAGUGGAAAUUCCUAAGAAAUCGAGAUCUUUGGAUCUUAAGAGUCUCUAUGAAUCUAAAAAUUCUAAAGGGGAUCGAAAUAGUAAUAAUUUGAAGCGGAAGGGUGGUGGUUUAGUUGGUGAUGAAAAGGGACACGAGAAGAAGAAGAGUAGAAAGGAGGCAUCUAUUAGUCGUUUUAAGAAUGUUAACAGUAGCUAUAGAAAGAGUUUAAAGGAAGUGUAUAAUGGGAGUGUGAGUUCAGGUCUGAAGGAUUCGAAUUCUGGGUUGAUUCAGAGAUUGGCCGAUAGUAAUGGGUUCAGUGGUGCUUCAUUACCUUUGGAAGAUGGGGCUGUUAAAAUCCCUAGGCGAAAACGGGGGUUUGUGGGGCGAAGGAAGGUGGAGAAUGGUGGUGAGGGGUCCAAGCUGGCAGGAGGGUUUGGCAGGGAAAAGGGCAUUGCUGAUCAGGCCGAUAAGUUAACUGGUGAAGACGAGGGAAAAUGUUUUGAAAAUGGAAGUCAAGAGCUGCAGUCAGUAGGUAUAUCUGGUGGCGAAGUAGGCGAUGCUGAUCAGGCUAGUAAGUUAACUGGUGAAGAUAAGGGCAAGCAGGUUGAGCCUUCAGAGGCAAAACAGAAGAAAGGUUCGGAUGAUUUGAAAGAACUUGGAAAUGGUGAAUUGAAUGGAAGUAGGCAUUUGGAGGAAGAAGACAGGCAUUAUGGUAAUUCAGUUGCAACAAGGAGAGAUUCAUCUUCAAAGAAGUCUCAUAAUGGCCCUUUGGUUGAUAAUAAUGCUGGUUCAUCUCUGAAAAAGUCACUGAGGACGCGGAGUAGGAAAAAGAAGGAUAUGAUGUCUGAUAAGAAAAGAACCAAGGAGUCUGACCCAUCUGUUGAUACUUCUAUAAAGAUCAGUGAUGUUUUGCAUGAUGAGGAUGAGGAGAAUCUCGAAGAGAAUGCAGCAAUGAUGCUAUCAUCACGAUUUGAUCCAAGCUGCACGGGCUUUUCUUCAAACAGCAAAGCCUCAGCUUCACCAUCUAAAAAUGGUUUCCGAGAAUUUGUUGCUUGUGGCUCUAGCUAUGUCUCUGGAUCUGAAUCUUCAUCUGUUGAUACCGAUGGUAGAGUAUUACGACCUAGGAAACAGAACAAAGAGAAGGGUAACACGAGGAAACGACGCCAUUAUUAUGAAAUUGUCUCUGGGGACUUGGAUGCCCAUUGGGUGUUGAACCGGAGAAUCAAGGUCUUUUGGCCUCUGGACCAGAGUUGGUAUCAUGGUCUUGUUGGUGACUAUGACAAAGAGAGGAAGCUUCAUCACAUUAAAUAUGAUGAUCGGGAUGAGGAAUGGAUUAAUCUCCAAAAUGAAAGAUUUAAACUCUUGUUGCUCCCCAGUGAAGUUCCAGGUAGGACUCGAAGGAAAAGGUCAGGGACAAGAAACAAGCCCUCUGAUGGAGGGAAAGAAAAACUGAUGUCCAGAAAAGAAAAGAGGGACUUGAUGACAGAGGAUGAUAGCUACGAAGGGGCUUAUAUGGAUUCGGAGCCUAUCAUCUCGUGGUUGGCUAGAUCUACUCGUAGAGUCAAAUCUUCUCCUCUUCAUGCCUUGAAGAAACAGAAAACAUCCUAUCCAUCUUCUAAUAUGACACCAUUGUCUUCCCUAAACAGGGAUAAAGGCAAGUUAUCUAGUAAUUCUGCUUCAUCAGACAGUGUAGCCACUGAUGGAAGGAGUGAUUUGCCUGUGAUGGAGAGCCCUGUUUUCCCCAAAGGUAGCAAGGUCCCUAUUGUUUAUUACAGAAAGCGGUCUCGCAAGAGCGAUAUGUUUCGUCAUGAAUCCAAGGGCAUUCAUAUUUCUGGCAGUGUACCAGAGUCUGAUAGUUCUCUUGUGCCUCUUACUGUUGCUUUAGGGGCUUUGAAAGAGCAUGAUACUUCUCUUGGAAGAUUGGAUCUUGAUGAGGAUUUGGAUGGGCUGGAUGCUUUUGAUUGUUUAUGGCCAACUGGUAAUGCAGGGUUGUUAAGAUUAAAUAUUUCUGCCUUAGAAUCAAGAGGGUUCAGGUUCAAGUUAAGCUUCCUGUUGCCUUCUGUCCCAAAUUGUUACUCAUUUGGCUCAGAAAAUGUCUGGUUGAUCCAUGCUGUGCUACUGCUUCAGUAUGGUGUGCUUAUGACUACAUGGCCAAGGAUUCAUAUGGAGAUGCUUUUUGUUGAUAAUAUGGUUGGAUUGAGGCUUCUCCUGUUUGAAGGUUGCUUGAGGCAGGCUGUAGCUAUUGUUUUCCUGGUCUUGACAGUAUUUCAUCAACCUAAUGAGCAGCAGGGGAAAUGUGCUGACUUCCAGUUGCCAAUAACUUCAAUCAGGUUCAAAUUCUCUUGCACUCAAGAUUUUAGAAAGCAGUUUGCCUUUGCAUUCUACAGCUUCUCUGAAGUGGAGAAUUCAAAGUGGAUGUACCUGGACCAUAAGCUCAAAAGGCAUUGCUUGCUUUCUAGGCAACUACCUCUGUCUGAAUGCACUUAUGAUAACAUUACGGCAUUGCAAUGUGGAACAAAUCGGCCUUUCAGUCCUUUGGUCUACAGUGAUGCCACCUUAAAUAAGGUUUUGCAUGGGAGGUCUAGGCGGAGUAUCAGCCUCAUGGGGAUCUCCAGAGAUUCUACUUAUGUUAAUGUCAGUCAGUCUUCUGCUAAGCCUGACAAGAAUCACAGAUGUUUACAUUCAUUUGCGCUCUCUUUUACUGCUGCUCCUACUUUCUUUUUGGGUUUGCAUCUAAAGAUGCUCAUGGAACAUAGUGUGACACAUGUUAACUUUCGGGAUCAUGAUUCAAUAGAGUAUCCAGAAAAAUCCAGUGGUUUGUUGGCUGAUAACUACUGUAGCAUAAAGGACUGCUCCAAAGCAUGUUUAGAUAGCAUUCCUGGUAAUGAUUUCAAGGUUUUGUCGAGGGUUGCUGACUUUGAUGGAUGCAUAUCUCGUGCUACUAAACCAGAGUCACAAACUGUUGAUGCCUCCAUUUGCAGUGUCGGGGAUUGGAAAAAGACCUUGUCAAACCAAAGUGGCAAUGUAAAUGUUGAAAUUUCUGGAAGCUCCAAAGAUCUUGGAGAAUCGGGAAGUGGUGCAAUUGUCCCAUUGCAGAAUUUGGAAUGCAAUCAUUUGGAGUCACAACCGCGUGACUUGCUGCCAAGGCCAUCAGUUAACAAAGAUGAGACCAAUACUGGUUCUCAUGCUCUUCCGAAUGGUAUCACGGUUGAAGUUCCAUCAGUUAAUCAGUUUGACCAGCAUGUUAAUAAGGAAUUGCACAGUGUUCAACAGCCAUCUGAUUUGUCUUGGAAUAUGAAUGGUGGGGUUAUUCCCAGCCCAAACCCUACUGCUCGCAGAAGUACCUGGCAUCGAAAUAGAAGUAGUUCUGCAUCUUUUGGAUGGUCUGACGGAAGGGCUGACUUUCUCCAAAACAAUUUUGGUAAUGGACCUAAGAAGCCACGGACUCAGGUUUCUUAUGCAUUGCCUUUUGGAGGUUUUGAUUACAGCCCGAGGAAUAAAGGACCUCAGCAGAAAGGGUUUCCACAUAAACGAAUCAGGACAGCCACUGAGAAGAGGACUUCUGACAUUUCCAGGGGUUCUGAAAGAAACUUAGAGUUGUUGUCUUGUGAUGCAAAUGUGUUGAUUACAAAUGGUGACAAAGGAUGGAGAGAAUGUGGGGUGCAGGUUGUACUAGAGCUUUUCGAUCAUAAUGAGUGGAGGCUUGGUGUUAAGAUUUCAGGAACUACAAAGUAUUCAUACAAGGCACAUCAGUUUCUGCAAACUGGGUCAACAAAUCGGUACACACAUGCCAUUAUAUGGAAAGGAGGAAAAGAUUGGACAUUGGAAUUUCCUGAUAGGAGUCAGUGGGUUCUUUUUAAAGAGAUGCAUGAAGAAUGCUAUAAUCGGAACAUUCGUGCUGCAUCAGUUAAAAACAUUCCUAUUCCUGGGGUCCGCUUGAUAGAGGAAAAUGAUGAAAAUGGAAUAGAAGUGCCUUUUUUUCGGGGUUGUAAGUACUUUAGGCAGCUUGAAACAGAUGUUGAGAUGGCUCUGGAUCCAUCAAGGGUGCUGUAUGACAUGGAUAGUGAUGAUGAACAGUGGAUGCUGAAAAAUCGAAGUUCAGAAGCCACCAAUAGUUCAUGGCAGGUUUCAGAAGAAAUGUUUGAGAAGGUGAUGGACAUGUUUGAGAAGGCUGCAUAUUCUCAACAGCGGGACCAGUUUACAUCCAAUGAAAUAGUGGAGCUUAUGUCUGGAAUUGGUCCCACAGAAGCCAUCAAAACCAUCCAUGAAUAUUGGCAGCAUAAGCGGCAGAGGAAGAGAAUGCCUUUAAUCCGUCAUCUCCAGCCGCCGCUUUGGGAAAGGUAUCAGCAGCAAUUAAGGGAGUGGGAACAAGCAAUGACAAGAAGUAACACAGGCCUCCCCAAUGGAUGCAAUGAGAAGGUUGUGCUUGCAGUCAAGCCACCAAUGUGUGCUUUCUGUUUGAAACCUCGGGGUUUGGAAGUGCCUAACAAGGGAUCAAAACAAAGGUCACAUAGGAAAUUUUCAGUUGCUGGACAAAGCAAUGCUUUUGCCGGAGAUCAUGAUUGCUUGCAUCCUUAUGGAAGAAGAACAAAUGGCUUUGCCUUUGGGGAUGAAAAGACCAUAUAUCCAGUACAUAAUAAUGAAUCUUUUGAUGAUUCCCCAUUACCUCAGAUAUCACCUAGGGUGUUUUCACCACAAGAUGCUUGUGGCCCUGGAUAUUUCUCAAUGACUGGUGAUAGGUAUGAUAGAAAUCGUCUCCAGAAACUUCGCAGGACCAAGUCAAAGAAACUUGGGACCUUUGUGUCUCCCUUUGAUACACAGAUGGCUACUUCAUGUAAUCAGAGAAUGUUGGAUCAGAGAAAUGGAUUUCAUCGGUGGAAUGCAGGUUUUUCUGACUGGCCUAGCCAGCAGCAUCACCAGAUAGAUGGAUAUAUGAAGCAUGGCCUUGAAAAGUUGAAUGGUUCAGAUCUUGAUGAGUUCAGGUUGCGUGAUGCUUCUGGUGCGGCUAAGCAUGCACUUAAUAUGGCUAAGCUCAAGAGAGAAAGGGCACAAAGAUUGCUUUACAGGGCAGAUCUUGCAAUUCACAAGGCAGUGGUUGCUCUAAUGAAUGCUGAGGCGAUCAAAACUUCUUCUGAGGACUUAAAUGGUGAUGGGUAG
Messenger RNA from Dovyalis caffra, 5259 nucleotides. The record is from the annotation of a GenBank genome assembly. Lineage: Eukaryota; Viridiplantae; Streptophyta; Magnoliopsida; Malpighiales; Salicaceae.